CAGUUGUCAAAAUAUUCUUAUAUUCGAUUACAUUAAUCGCUCGUGUUUUCGUAACAUUCAACUUAAGCAGGAUUCAAUAUAACUUUAUAUUAUUAAGAACUAAAACUAAAAAGAUGUCAUUAUCUCCAUCAAGCGGCAUUGGACGCUACUAUAAACAUUCUGCCAAAAUUAUCCGCUUUGUCCGAUUGGGUUGCACAAAUCGUCCUUUCUACCAUGUUGUCGUUAUGGAGAGGCGAAAAAAUCAACACCAGCCAGUAAUAGAACAAGUUGGUACCUAUGAUCCAAUGCCAAAUCAGAAGAAUGAACGUUUAGUUUCUUUUAAUUUUGAACGUAUCCGCUAUUGGUUGGGUCGGGGGGCACACCUGUCCACACCAACAGCAGAACUAUUGGGUAUUGCAGGAUUUUUGCCCAUUCAUCCACGCACUUAUAUGACCGCCUGGCGAAACAGGCAAAAAGUUGCCGAAGAUGGAACAAUUGAAGCAAAGGAUCCAGUUGAAGCGUAGAAAUUAUUAUUUAUUCCUCAAGUCCAGUGAAAAAAAUGCUAAAAUCGACGGAAAACAUUCCUGAAAAAUUUCGGGGAAUGGUGCCGAGUUGUCAGUCCUUGGUCGGCUAAAAAUCCUGGUCCAUUCCGGUUCCGACUACAGUGGGAACGGGCUAUUAGCGAUUUUGUUUAAUCGCCAAAAACACUACAACAACAUAACAUGAUGAGUAAUCUUGGAACAAUAUAUUAGGAGCAAACAAACAUGUGUUUCAUUUGAACUACAUAUGUACAUCAAUUGGCCCCAAAUACAAAACAGUUUUAUAUUAUGUUUUCAAGCAAAAAGCCACCAAUUAUUUACUGAUAUAUUUAAUUUCUUACAAUAAAAAUUUUGAUUCAAAUACAAUAAAAUUUUAAAACCAACGAAUAGUGAUGAUAAUCUGCGGCUGCGGCAUCAUAGCAGUGCAAUUACUUCUUUUAUUGCGUACGUAUUCUUCAGACAUUCAAAUAUUUGACUUAAAAAGCACAAUACACAUGGUUUUUCCGGUUUAUACGUAGCUCCUGUAUUCGUGAAUUCUAAAAACGGUAUACUAAAAAUUUUAUUGUUGAUUUAAUUUAAUUAAAAGAUGUGGGCUCAGAAACUCCGCGAAGCCAUAUAUGUAUAAAGAAAUUUUGCCAUGUGAAAUAUUUUUUACUAGGUCUUUGUUC
This is a messenger RNA of Bactrocera dorsalis (oriental fruit fly), 1186 nucleotides long. It is a transcript of the gene mRpS16, whose product is annotated as probable 28S ribosomal protein S16, mitochondrial. The record is from RefSeq and is a predicted model, not a curated record. Bases 114 to 503 code for a protein of 129 amino acids. Gene Ontology annotation, biological process: mitochondrial translation. Lineage: Eukaryota; Metazoa; Arthropoda; Insecta; Diptera; Tephritidae. Gene Ontology annotation, cellular component: ribosome; mitochondrial small ribosomal subunit. Gene Ontology annotation, molecular function: structural constituent of ribosome. The transcript is spliced from 3 exons.